UUGACUUGUACAACCAUACUCGUAUCUUUGUAUGAGUUUAUGGCUAUUCUAGUUUAAAAACUAGGUUAAAGUGAAAAAAAUCUGUUUUAACACGUCUAAUUAAAGUGAAUUACAAUUUUAAAUGGAAGUCGCUGGUAGGAAGUUGGAAACAGAAGAAGGAACUUUAAGCGAAGUGUUUUGUGAACCAUGUCAGGUAGAAAACAAGAAAACUAAAGCAAAUGGAGCAUGUCGAGAAUGUAAGGAGUACAUGUGUACUACGUGCUACCGGCAUCACCUUAAAGCUAAACAUUGUAGAAAUCAUGUGUUACUUCCUACAGGAGAGUUGUCUUCAAUGUCACUGGAUAGCAGCACGGAAGACGCGGAAAAAUGCGAGAAGCACGAUAAUGAACCCAUAAAAUUCUACUGUCGUACACAUGAAAUCGUGGGCUGUGGCGACUGUAUAGUGCUAGGACAUGCAACUUGUAAGCCAGAAUAUAUCAAAGACCUAGAAAAGACAUUAAAAAAUGGAGACGAAUUCAAAAACUUAAUGGAGAAAUUAAAAAUGUUUGAAUCGUAUAAGAAAAAAAAUGGGGAGACAAUUAAAAACAGUAAGGACGAAGCUAAAUCGAUGUAUGACAGAGCUCUGAAGGAAAUUCGGCAAUUCAGAUCAGAUAUAAAUAUCUAUCUGGACAAUGCAGAAGCAAAUAUCUUAUCUCAGGUAGAACAGCUAGCCGCGGAAAACACAGAAAUGCAGAGAAAGCUCGAACAAGACGUAAAGGCGUUGACAUCAGAAAUCGAGGAAGUAAAACAAAAGCUUAACACGCAGCUUUAUCAUGGGAAUGCUUUGUUUAUCAAUGCAAUUAGGUGCAAGUCUAAACUCGGUGACAUUGAAAAGAUGAAUGCAAAAGUAAAGCAAGAACAUAGCGUGAAGAGGUUUGAGUUUAUUCGUGACGAGAAUAUAUCUGGAAUAUUACAAUCUGCACAACAAUUAGGUAAACUGAGAACUGAUUCCGGCCGCGAUGGAAGUAAGCAUGGAAAUACGAAUUCUGGAAACCAAUAUUCUGCAGAUACCUUUGCAAGUCUAGGAUGCAGAAAACCGAAAUCAACGGACUUUGUUGUAGGUGCACGUGUACGUCGGGGCCCUGAUUGGAGACGUGGAAAUCAGGAUGGUGGGGGACCAGGUACUGUGACAUGUGCUUUUUCAGACUGGGCUGUGGUACGGUGGGAUAAGGGAAAUUCAGGAUCUUAUAGGAUAGGACAGGACAAUGCCUUUGAUCUAGAGAUAAUACAAUUCUGACUUGUGAUGAUGGCUUUUCAGCUUCAUUGGUUUGAUAACAACCUUAUAACUAUCAUUACAUAUUGAAGUUACGGGAAAUAUCUAGUUCGCUUACAUUGAUAUGACAGUUUCUUAGGCAAUUGUAGUAAAAUGUUUUCUUCUUUUAUUAUUUUCAAGUUACUGGCUAGUUUCAGUAUUUUCCAGAGGAAUUAGAGGGAAAUUAUAUGCAAGUGUAUUUGACGUAAUUUCAGUAACAGACGCAUUUAAAGUUGAGAUUUGGGUAUCUAUUAAAACAAUUUUAUACUUGUCAUUAGAUAGCUACUAAAAAUUAAUUUUAAAUCAUUCAAUACUUUGUAUAAACGAUAAAAUGAUCACAUUUCGUAUUAAGCAAGUACUGGAUCCUGUCAUUCAUUAACAAAAACUAAUUAUUCCAGUCAGAAAAUUAUCACAAUGUCAUGUGACGAAAUGAAAUGGGCAUCAUUGCGUCAAGUAAUAAUAACACAGUUUAUCUAUUCAAAGGUCAUCUAGGCUAGUAUAGCCAGUCAGCAUAAUCGUAGUUAAUUUUUGAGACAGAAAACCCACACAAGAAAAUAUUUGUUCAGGUUUUUUUAACAUAUUAAAUAAGCUCCGUAUAUGCGAAAGAUGAAAGAAAUUAUUUCAUAAAAUGAUCAUGUCAUGGAUGGGGAUUGUUUCAAACUUUAAACAGCCAUUGACAUUUCCAGAUGUUGUAGAAUUUUGAAAAAUCAUGUAGGCCUACAGUAUGUUAAAAAAAUGGUACAUUUCUUCCUCUCGCUGUCUAUAUGCUUAUCUUUAUGUAUUUUUGUGUAUAUGCUUAUCAUUCAUACAUACAUUGCUGUAGCAUUACAGUUUGUCUAUGAAUGUGUGUGUUUCCUGUUUCAGAUUGAUACUUGUUUCCCAGGAUGAAUGGGUUUAGCUGAAAAUUAUUAUAUGCUUAAUACCUAUGUUAUAAUAGAACUGCUAAAUAUACACACAUUUCUUUAAAAAUAAUAAACCUAAAAAUAACAAACCUGAAAAUAACAAUGAAACCAGAUUAUCUGCCCUGAAAAUCAGCCAAUAUAUGAAUACCAACUUUGUAUACAGUGGAUGCGCUCAAAAUGCAUCAUGUUUAACUUAAAGUCAGAUAUCAACUAAUUCUUUAUUGAAUCAGUUUUUUUACUUACUCUUAGGAACACGCAGUCAAUAUGGCGUAUCUAAAUGUUCAUGAAAUAAGCCAUUUUUAUAAUUUUACAAGGAAACAAACAAUGUUAAACCGAUAUAUUUCAUUUCAAGUAUUGUUUGUAAUAUAAAUAGCAUUGUCAAGUUAUAUUUGAAAUAAAGUCGAACUGAGUAGCCCA
Messenger RNA from Mercenaria mercenaria, 2610 nucleotides. Its product is annotated as transcription intermediary factor 1-alpha-like. Gene Ontology annotation, molecular function: zinc ion binding; ubiquitin-protein transferase activity. The coding region runs from base 122 to 1276 and encodes 384 amino acids. NCBI's taxonomy places the organism in Eukaryota, Metazoa, Mollusca, Bivalvia, Venerida, Veneridae. The record is from RefSeq and is a predicted model, not a curated record. The transcript is spliced from 3 exons. Gene Ontology annotation, cellular component: nucleoplasm; chromatin. Gene Ontology annotation, biological process: positive regulation of DNA-templated transcription; protein ubiquitination.